AUGGAUUUCGUUGACAACUUGAUGGAAGAUGAAAUUGAGAGAGAGACCCUUCUUGCCAAACCCACCUGCUUCAUCAUAGUUGGAAAACCGGGUAUUGGCAAAUCCACUUUGGCCAAGAACAUUGCAGAUUCCUGGAAGUGUAUCUUGAUUGAUGAUACAGAUGUUCUCAACACACACAUACAAAAUAGAACGGAGGACGGUUUAGAGCUCUUAGAUAUCUUAUCAGAGGGGAAGGUUUUACCAGAAGACAAGGUGCUGAAGCUGAUUCUUAACAGGCUCGACUCACAAGAUGUGGAGCACUAUGGAUAUGUGCUGAGCUGCCUGCCGCUCAUGUCUGAGGAAUGUCUGAAGAUUGAUGAGCAGAUUGCACUGAUCAAGAACCUCAAGCUGACACCUGAUUUCAUCAUUAAUAUCAAGUAUGCAGACAAGGACCUGGCCAAGAGGCUCGCAGGUCUGAAGCAGUACCCAGAGACAGGGCAGCUAUUCACAAGGGACAAGUGGCAGUGUGAAGAUGUGUACAUCAAGAAGAGAGACAGCAAGGAUGAGGCAAUGGAGGAUAAAGGGGUGCAGGGACUCAAAAGGGAUGUUAUUUACCAGAUGGUGUGGACACCAGAGAAUUUAACCCGAAAUGCUUUAAUAAGAAUCAACAUGUACAAAGAUACAGUGCUUAAACCACUGGAGGACUACAUGGCAGCACACAACCCCCUCUACCGGAUGGAGCUGGAUGGACACAACACACCUGAAGAGCUUCACUCUUAUGUAAUGUCCCGUCUUGGAUCAUUGGCAAUAAAACGUGUCUCCAUUCCCAUCCUCCUCAACAAAGCUGGUGAAGAAUUGCCAGAAGAGGCUGAUACGGCGGACCUAUUGAGACAUAUGUCCUCCACCAAUCCGGUGGCCCCUGGCUUCAGGUGGAGAAGGAGCCGCUGGGGCCAAACCUGCCCUGUUGCUCUGCAGGAGGGCCGGGUUGUUCCUGGCCAACCUGAGCUAUCCGUCAGCUUCCAGGACAAACUGUACAUCCUCUCAUCUUCUGAGGCCUACCAGAAGUUUGUCACAAACCCCAGACAGUACUUACUCCCUCCAAUGCCCAGGCCCCCUUGCAAGGUUUCUAUCGUUGGACCCCCUCAGUCAGGAAACAGCACCUUAUGUAAGCUUCUAGCGCAGCACUACAAUGCAUUGGUGCUUGACGCGGAGGAUCUGGUGCAGCCAAUUCUGGCCAAGAUUGAACAGGAGAAGGACACUGGAUGGGUGCUUGACAACUUUCCCAGCAACCUCUCCCAGUGGGAUUUUUUAAAACAAGGUGAAAUCCUGCCCCACAUCAUCUUUUGUCUCAAAGACACUGGUGGACAUAACGUUUUGGAGAGAAUGUAUAAGAGGAACAAGGAGAAGGUGGACGGUGCAGUGAUGAAGAGGCUGCGAGCCGAACAGUCUGCAAAAGUUGGGCCGGUCUUAAAGAAAAAGGAAGACGUCAGAGAGGUGCAAUCGAAUCUAGAUACAAUCGUUGGAGAAAAUGAUGCUGUGACACUACCUGAUCACUGGGAGCUGGGUUAUCCAGAUGGCCCAGAGAUGAAGGGUUACAAACUGCAACUCCAGAAGUUUGUGUCUGAAUGGGAAGCAAUGGAGACGGCUCUAACUACUGCCAUCUUAGUUCUGGAGAUUGAUGGAAAAAGCCCAGAGGACCUGCUUCAAGAGAUAGUCCUUCACAUGGAGAAGCCCUUCAAGUAUGUUCCCUGGGAGUUGUCACAGCUGGACCUGUUUGAGGAGAAAGAGGAUAUGGAGGCCUUAGCUGAGUUGGAGAAACCUGAUGAAAACAGCAGUGAUAACAAAGCGCCAGAUGAUGAGGAUAAGGUGGACAGACCCCGUAAGAGAUCAUUUGGGGAUACUCUUCAUUUCUGUCCUGUGGCCUUUAAAAACCAAAACACCCUGUGGCCCUGUACGGACGAGAUUGCAGCCAAAUACCGGGAGAAGAUCUUUUACUUCUCCAGGGCAGAAGCAAGAGACACCUUCCUUCAAAAUCCAACAAGAUUUGUUGCAAAGACUGAGCCUCUAAAGCCUUCUGCCCUUCGGAUCCUUUCCCUCGGUACCCGAGGGUCAGGAAAGACCUCUCAUGGUGAGUGGCUCGCUCGGCAGCUUGGCCUCUUCCAUAUUCAGUUCAGGGAGCAGCUCCAAAUGCUCCUCAUCGCCAAGACAAAGAAGCGGGUGCCUUAUUCAGAUGAAGUAGAGCCCACUGACGAGUCUUUGGAGGAACUGGUCGCCCAGAUACAGGACGCCAGGUUGGAGGCUGGGGAGGAGGAGGAGGAGGUGGAGGAGGAGGAAGUGGAACUGACUGCUGAGGAAUACGCCAUCAAAGACUACCUAUCUGAUGGAGAUUCACUAUCUCCACAUAUCCUGGACAUGGUUAUUGCACCAUUCUGGGAUCAAGAACCAUACAUAUCCACUGGUUUUAUCUUGGAGGGCUUCCCACAUCAUUCUGAAGAGGUGCAGUACAUGCUGGAUGGACAGCUUUUCCCUGACGUUGUUGUAACCAUGAAGGUGGAUGUCACAGAUGUUCAGAAACGUCUGUUGCUGGCAUACCUGAAGAGGUGGCGUAAGCGCCGCGACCACCGGCAAGCACAGAUGAACAUUCUUCAGGAUCUUCGCAUGAAAAUCAGGGAUGAGAAAAUGGUCUGGAGACGGGCUGAACUCACCGCAGAGGCACUGACUGCAAGAUUUGAGUUUAAGUUUCAGGAUGAUGAAGAUGAGGACGAAGAAGUCGAUGAAAAGGAGGAAGCAGGAGACAGCAUGGCGGAUAAGAUAGAGGCCAUACUGGAAGUGGAGUUUGCUUUGGAUGGAGACAACGAAGACUCAGAGAUCGAGGAGAAUGAGGAGGCAGCUAUCGAGCGGCUGAAGAGGGAGAUCGAGCAGCGUUUUGCGUCAGAUGAGGAAGACCUUGCAACUGUAACGGAGAUGCUGAGUGAGCAAAACAUUCCCAGUAUCUCUAUCAGUGCCUCUCGCAAGCCGCGCUUUGUGAGGAAUCAGCUGCUCCAGAAGUUACAGCCUCUGCUGACUAACAGGCAGUCACUUUUCCAAACAUGUCAACCCAUCUCAUCCACCCUGGCACCGAGGCUGCUGCUCUUUUCCUACAAGCUCCACAGUGCCUUUGGCUGCUUGGAUCCCAUAAAGCAAUACAGAGAGAGAGACUUGAUCCAGCCUCUGCAGUGGCCUCUGAAUACCACACAUCCCGUAAUCUUCAAUCAGUAUAUCUACUUCUUUGAAUCCAAGGAGAACCGUAACACAUUCAUGCUCAACCCUCUGAAGUACCUUAGGCAGCCUAAGCCCACCCCAUCCCUCCCUGUUAAACUGGCCGUCGUUGGACCACCCAAAUCUGGGAAAACCACUGUGGCGCAGAGCUUUGCUCAGAAGUAUGGCUUGGCGCGGCUGUCCAUUGGCAGAGCUAUGCGUAUGGUGCUUGAAACUCAGGAGCACACAGAUCUGGCUGUCCAAGUGAAACAGCUACUCUCCCAGGGCAUUGUUGUGCCUGAUGAACUGGCCAUUCAGUGUCUGGAGGUGGUUCUCUUGAGCUCAGUCUGCAGCACCCGAGGGUAUGUUUUGGACGGCUUUCCGAUGACACUUAAGCAGGCAGAGCUCAUGGGUUCUCGAAGCAUCAUCCCCAUGAUAGUAAUUGAGCUUGAGCUGGACACAGUGGAGGUGCUAAGAAGAGGUCACAUGGACCAGAUAAAACCCAAUAAGCCUCACCUGAUGCAUGACAGCACUGAGAUACUUCACAAUCGUACCGCCCAUCACAGGCAAGAGGUGGAGCAGGUGAGGAAAUAUUUCCAGUAUCAAUAUCGGAACUGGAUUGUGCUUGAUGGCUUUAAGAGCAAAUGGUGGAUCUGGAGCAAGAUUGUAAAGGAAGUCAGUAUCAGCAUGGCGUACAUCGACAACUUUCUGGAGAGGACACUCAGCGGUCAAGCUGCCAGCAUCGACAGGAUGUGCAUCACACCAGAGGAGCUGCAGCAUCGGCUUGAAGAGUUUGGCCAUUACUGCCCAGACUGCUUGGCUAUAAAUUAUCACCUGACGGACUGCUCAGAAACUGUAGCUUUGACUCAUGCGGCUGAGUACAGAGGAAAGCUUUACAAGAUGUGUGGCAAGGAGCAUUUAGAGAAAUUCCUGUCCUCUCCAGAAAAGUUUGUGACUCCGAGGUGCCCAUACCCUCUCCCAGAACCCCACAUGCUGCCAAGUAAACUAACUGAGAUUCAGGUGAAGGACAAGUACCCACAGAAAGUUCAGAUGAUGGGCUUUUGUCCUGUCACUUACUUCUGUGGAAAGCAAAGGUAUGAAGCCCUGGUUCAAGGAAAGAUGGAGUUCGCAGUGGAAUACAGGGAACAGUUCUAUUUUUUCCGGUCGAAACGGGAACAGGAAAUGUUUUUGAGGAGUCCUGAAACAUUCUGGGACCAGAAGCUGCCCGUUAAAGUCCCUCCUCUUUGUGACCCUGUACCCCUCACCGCCCUUCCAACGUUGGGCUACCUGGAACAGGCUGUGGCAGUAGCAGUCUUCAAGGCCAUGACAGCUGCGGGGUGCCUCAAACCAAAGUAUCCCUUCGUCAGCAUACAGAGAUCAGCAGUCCUCUAUGUGGCCUUCUAUCUCAAAGCUACCAACGAGAGGAGCGAGGAAUACAUUCGCCGGAUGCACAAAGCCAACCUGACCUUGUAUGAAAAGAGCUGCGCCCUACUCCCCUACCUGAGCUCAACAAUGAGAGGGCGCUACAAGCAGCCCAGUGAACGUCCCAUUGACUUUGAGUCCAAAAUGAACGAGUUCCUGGCUUUGAAAAAAUCCAGCUUAUCAGAAUCAGGUCUAUUGGCCAAGUAA
Pleuronectes platessa (European plaice) is the source of this 4845-nucleotide messenger RNA. RefSeq names its product adenylate kinase 9. Gene Ontology annotation, biological process: AMP phosphorylation. Gene Ontology annotation, molecular function: ATP binding; nucleoside diphosphate kinase activity; AMP kinase activity. Bases 1 to 4845 code for a protein of 1614 amino acids. The record is from RefSeq and is a predicted model, not a curated record. Lineage: Eukaryota; Metazoa; Chordata; Actinopteri; Pleuronectiformes; Pleuronectidae. Gene Ontology annotation, cellular component: cytoplasm. The transcript is spliced from 33 exons.